Colias croceus (clouded yellow) is the source of this 3153-nucleotide messenger RNA. RefSeq lists its product as uncharacterized. The record is from RefSeq and is a predicted model, not a curated record. Gene Ontology annotation, molecular function: transmembrane transporter activity. The coding region runs from base 1 to 3153 and encodes 1050 amino acids. Gene Ontology annotation, biological process: transmembrane transport. The transcript is spliced from 14 exons. Lineage: Eukaryota; Metazoa; Arthropoda; Insecta; Lepidoptera; Pieridae. Gene Ontology annotation, cellular component: membrane.
AUGGCUGAGCCAGAAAAGGGUGAGAGGAAAGGUGUGGAUUUGGAUACGAUCCUGGUGGAUGAGAUUGGCCAGUUUGGGAGAUAUCAGAUCUUGACGCUUGCUCUUGCGGCUUUCCCUGUGAUUUUCUCAGCGUUUGCUGCAGGAGAAUACAUCUUCACAACAGCCAGAGUUCCUUCACGAUGCCUUAUCCCGCAAUGUGACACAGAAAACCCGGAAUACGCUCCACCAUGGAUACUAAACGCAAUACCAGGACGAAGUUUAAAUGAUUUUGAAAAUUGCGAGAAAUUUGCGAACAGUUCCGCUUUCAGCGAGAGAAAUGUUUGUCCAGCAGAAUGGUUUAACAGGAAUCAAGUGGUUUCUUGCGAUUCUUAUGUGUAUGAGAACACUCUGAGUGUGGUUUACGAUUUCGACAUGGCCUGCAACGAAUGGCAGCGGUCUCUGAUCGGCACCAUCCGUACCAUCGGGACCCUCCUCGUCCUCCCGGUCACCGGCUACAUCUCUGACCGCUGGGGCCGCCGCGUGGCCCUCACGAUCAACGCCUUCAACACCGGCUGGAUUGGCCUUGUGAGGUCCUUCGUCAAUUCGUACGAGUGGUUCUUGGUGCUCGAGGUUUUAGAGUCCACGGUCGGUGCGGGCGCGUAUUCAUCGUGUUAUAUCUUGGUAACUGAACUGGUGGGACCUAAAUACAGAGUGAUAGCAGGAGCCACAAUGUCCACGCUAUUUGCGACAGGCCAAGUGAUUCUUGGGUUCAUUGCUUGGGGAGUCCCAUCAUGGCGACCUCUAACACAAGUACUAUACGCUCCACAGCUCUUAGUAGUUACUUACUUCUGGAUUCUAUCCGAAUCAGUCCGUUGGUUGUUGAGUAAAGGAAAAUAUGAAGAAGCGGAAACCAUUUUGAAGAAUGUCGCUAAGAGAAAUAAUAAAGAGCUAUCUGAAAAGUCAUUACAGGCUUUGCGUGAAAAUGCAGAAUACGAGAAGACGGCUGAAAAGCCAAAGGAAGCGUGGCUGCCUUUACUUGUUAUUCGGUCAAAGGUCAUUCUGUUUAGAUGCUGCGUUUCGCCAAUCUGGUGGAUUACGAAUACGCUCGUGUACUAUGGCAUGUCUAUUAAUGCUGUGAACUUAUCAGGUAACCGCUACUUGAACUACGUAGCCGUUGCUGCGGUGGAGAUUCCUGGAUACUGGACAGCUAUUUUACUGUUGGACCGCAUCGGAAGGAAGCCGGUGUUGAUUACCGCCUACUUCUUAUGUGCUGCUUGCCAGUUUGCAUUCGCUUUUAUGCCUGAAGGUAACGAGGGUCUAUCCUUAGCUAUAUACCUGAUCGGCAAGUACAGUAUAGCCGUGGUGAUGACGUCAGUGUACGUGUACACAGCAGAGUUGUACCCCACGAAGUACCGUCACAGUCUGUUUGCUUUCUCCUCCAUGAUUGGUAGACUUGGUUCUAUUACUGCACCGCUCACACCAGCUCUGGCCCAAGAAGUGUGGGAGCCAUUCCCAUCAGUGCUGUUCGGUGGCUUCGCGGCGCUAUCUGGUCUGCUGAUCUUCACCACGCCAGAGACCCUCGGCACGAAGCUGCCGGACACCAUGGAGGAGGCGGAACAGCUGGGAUCGCGAUGUGUUAUACCCGAAUGUGAUAACCUGGAAGCUAUCGAGUUCAAUCCAUCCUGGAUCCUCAACGCAGUACCAGCAAGUGGGAGCUCUUUUGACAAUUGUAGAAGAUUUAGCCCGAGAAAUGCAUCCGCUUUUAGAGACGUCUGCCCCGCUCAUCUUUUUAACCGCGAAAGUACCAUUGAUUGUGAAGAGUUUUUAUAUGAAAAUACUGAUACUGUUGUAUAUGAGUACGGCCUUGCUUGCGACGAGUGGAAGCGUUCCCUGAUCGGUUCCAUCCGGACGGUCGGCGUCCUCGCAGCUUUACCCAUCACCGGCUACAUAUCCGACCGAUGGGGUAGAAGAACUGCCCUCUGUAUUAAUGCCUUCAAUACUGCCUGGAUCGGAAGUCUGCGCUAUUUCGCCGGAACAUACGUUGGCUUCUUGAUAUCUGAAGUGGCCGAAGCUACUUUUGGUUCGGGCAGCUUCUCCUGUGCUUAUAUAUUGUUAAUGGAAAUCAUGGGACCAAAAUACCGCGUAGCUGCCGGCGCAACUAUGAAUACAUUUUUCUCUGUUGGUCAAAUAUUCAUGGGGCUGAUCGCUUGGGGAGUACCCAACUGGAAAACACUUACAUUAAUUUUAUACAUUCCACAAUUUAUAACCAUUUUGUACUACUGGGGCAUGUUUGAAUCCAUCCGUUGGUACAUGAGCAAGGGCCGUUAUGCAGAAGCUGAAAUAACACUAAAAAAAGUUGCAAAUAUUAACGGUACAUGUUUAUCAGAUAAAUCUAUAGAAGCUUUAAAAGCAUCUACUGAGGAAGAGAAAAGGAAUGCUCUGCUAGAUAAAGCUGAAAGGAAAUCAGAACCGUGGCUGAUUGUCCUUUUAUUCAGGCACAAAAGGGUCCUCCUACGAGUACUAGUUUCUCCAGUUUGGUGGAUCACAAAUACCUUCAUUUACUAUGGUUUAUCAAUCAAUGCUGUUAACAUGUCUGGCAAUAGAUACGUGAAUUACAUUGCUGUAGCGGCUGUGGAAAUCCCGGGGUAUUGGACAGCUGUUGUUUUAAUGAGCAAAGUUGGAAGGAAACCGGUUCUUACUGGAGCGUUUUGGGUGUGCGCUGCGUGUCAAAUUGCAUACAUAUUUAUGCCACAAGGUCUAUACGGUGUAUCGCUAACGGUGUACCUGAUUGGCAAGUACAGUAUAGCGAUGGUGAUGACGACGGUGUAUGUGUACACCACGGAGCUGUAUCCCACGCGAUACAGGCACAGUCUGUUCGCAUUCGCCUCUAUGAUGGGGAGGAUAGGGUCUAUUAUUGCGCCGCUUACACCAGCGUUUGGUGCAGCAAUAUGGGAUGACUUUCCAUUUGCUCUGUUCGGUGGUUUUGCAUUAGUAGCAGGUCUUCUUGUCCUGAAAUCCCACGGGAAAGGGAACUAUGCGGGGUUUUCUCUGAAAACGCGGAGAUACAUCUUCUAUAACAAGAAAACAUCAUCAUUUCUAAUCACAGGAAAACAUCGUGAUGGCAACCGGGAUUUUGGUCUGAAAUCACCAACCAGCAGUGAGCAAGCGUGGUGA